Messenger RNA from Gossypium raimondii (Peruvian cotton), 1479 nucleotides. Its product is annotated as ubiquinol oxidase 4, chloroplastic/chromoplastic. Gene Ontology annotation, cellular component: mitochondrion; thylakoid. NCBI's taxonomy places the organism in Eukaryota, Viridiplantae, Streptophyta, Magnoliopsida, Malvales, Malvaceae. The record is from RefSeq and is a predicted model, not a curated record. The transcript has 9 exons. Gene Ontology annotation, biological process: alternative respiration. Gene Ontology annotation, molecular function: alternative oxidase activity. Bases 135 to 1217 code for a protein of 360 amino acids.
UAUGCGCCCAUUGAACUGCCUUUUGACAGCCAAACUCGGAAUUCCCAAAGCCGGCGCUUACGUUGUCAAUCGCCAAUUCCCACUUUCGCCUGUCUUAGUUUUCCAUUUUUCUUUACUCUUAAUUCGCCGAAGCGAUGAGUCUUUCUUCAUCGGCUUUUGCUAUCUCGGCACCCUCUUUCUCCUUCAAAGCUAGACGUCCUAAAACCCCUCUUCCUUCCAGCUUCCAAAACCCUUUGCGUUGCAACUCCACCCCUUCCGUUCCUCCGCUAUCCAGGAAGUUGCAUCCAGUGAAAGCAACUAUCCUGCAGGAAGACGAAGAAGAUGUCUUCGUAGAAAAAUCAUUUCGGACGACGAGUUUCCCAGGAAAUGGAAUUGAAGAAGUAGAGGAAUCUCGCGGGAAUUCAUCAUCUAGUAGUUUGGAGAAAUGGGUCAUCAAGGUUGAACAAUCUGUGAAUAUCUUCCUCACGGAUUCAGUUAUAAAGAUACUUGAUACGUUGUACCGUGAUAGAGAUUAUGCCAGAUUUUUUGUGUUGGAAACAAUUGCCAGAGUUCCUUAUUUCGCCUUUAUAUCUGUCCUGCACAUGUAUGAGAGUUUUGGUUGGUGGAGGAGAGCUGACUAUCUAAAAGUGCAUUUUGCUGAGAGUUGGAACGAGAUGCACCACCUGCUUAUCAUGGAAGAAUUGGGUGGGAAUUCUUGGUGGUUUGACCGGUUUCUUGCUCAACAUAUAGCAAUUUUUUAUUAUUUCAUGACAGUCUUCAUGUAUACCUUAAGCCCAAGAAUGGCAUAUCAUUUUUCUGAAUGUGUGGAGAGUCAUGCCUUUGAAACCUAUGAUAAAUUUAUCAAGGCCCAAGGAGAUGAGUUGAAGAAGAAGCCUGCUCCCGAGGUUGCUAUAAAGUACUAUACCGGAGGUGAUUUAUACUUGUUCGAUGAAUUUCAAACUGAUAGAGCACCCUGUUCACGAAGACCAAAAAUAGAGAAUUUGUAUGAUGUGUUUAUGAACAUCAGAGAUGAUGAAGCUGAACAUUGUAAGACAAUGAAGGCUUGUCAGACUCAUGGAAACCUUCGGUCUCCUCAUUCAUAUGAAGAAGAUGGCUUUGAAGACACGCCUGAUUGCAUGAUUCCUGAAGCAGAUUGUGAAGGCAUUGUAGACUGCAUAAAGAAAUCUUUAACACCUUCUCAAGUGAAGCAAAUCAGGACAGUUGAGAGAAAUAGAUGAUGAACUCAUGUGAGUCUACAAACAUAGUGUAAAAGAUGAAAUACAUGUAUAGUAUGAGCAUAAAAGAAAAUUGCAUAUCUCCCUCCAAUUUAUGGCUUUGAUUCAUAGUUAAUGUUUUCAAAUUUGUAUAUCCUCCCUGCUUAGGGGAAAGGUUUCCUGUUAGACAGGAGCAAUAACUAAAAAUGGCCUUUUCAUUUGUCAAAAUUUCUCUCGAGUGGGGAAAAUUACCAACGUUUUUUAAGGGUCUAAACAUUGGAAUUUA